Psylliodes chrysocephalus is the source of this 471-nucleotide messenger RNA. NCBI's taxonomy places the organism in Eukaryota, Metazoa, Arthropoda, Insecta, Coleoptera, Chrysomelidae. The record is from the annotation of a GenBank genome assembly.
AUGAGAGGUAACGAUGGAUUUUAUACACGUAAUGCGGAAGAAGCUCCUGAUCAUGUUAGAUUUAAAGGCAAGGUUAAAUUUGCCGACAAAACUUUAGUGUGGUGUGCCAUUUCGGAAGCUGAUGUUUCACAGCCACAUGUUGAACGUGUUCGCGGUGAAGCUAUCAAUGCGGAGAUUUACAUUGAGAGAUGUCUUUCAAAACUUCGUAACUCUAUACAUACUCAUCAUCCCAAUGAUGAAGUUAUAUUUUGGCCCGAUCUAGCAUCGUGCCAUUACGCCAGGAGAACGACAGACUGGUUAACUGCUCAAAAUAUAAAUUUUGUUCCUAAGCGCGACAACCCUCCAAAUGUGCCUCAGGCGAGGCCUAUAGAAGAGUUUUGGGCCCUUUUAAGUCAAAAAGUAUAUGAUAAUGGAUGGGAAGCCCAAAAUGAGGAGCAGUUAAGACGAAGAAUACUGCAAAAAAAUUCGUGA